UAAAGAGUCAAUUAAGAAAUAAUAGACCACACCACAAGUCUAAUACUUUUCCUUAACAUGGCUGUUUCACACAACAACCGCAUUCUAUUACUGGCUUUCGUCAUCCUCUGCCUCUUCUCCAACCAAAUAAUAGCUCGAACGUUGAAAGAAAAAACCAAUAUAACUAGUGGGGAUGCCAGCACAGUUCAGCAUAGUAAGGAAUCGCAUGCUGAGGUGUUUAAGCCCAAAGACGAGGAUGUUAACGUUGGUGGUGAUGUGUUCGCAGCGGAUUACACUCCAGCCUCCAGAAAACCACCGAUUCACAAUUAAAUACUUGGCAAUUUUGGUAAAGAAAGUAGAUAGUGCA
Molecule: messenger RNA, 346 nt
Organism: Vigna unguiculata (cowpea)
Lineage: Eukaryota; Viridiplantae; Streptophyta; Magnoliopsida; Fabales; Fabaceae
Source: RefSeq, a predicted model, not a curated record